GAAACUCUUACACUCGACGAACAAAAUAGUAUGCACUGAUGCGACGUAACAAAACGACUUAUUCGUUGCUCCAAACGAUUCUGGUAGCUUGUCUACUGACUGUUACUCCAACUUUCGCCAGCAACAAGCCGACAACGGAUGAAAGUGGAACCAUCUCACACACAAUAUGUGAUGGUGAAGCUGCUGAACUGAGUUGUCCUGCUGGAAAAGUAAUCUCGAUUGUCCUAGGAAACUAUGGAAGAUUCUCUGUCGCUGUUUGCCUUCCUGACAAUGACAUCGUUCCAUCCAACAUCAACUGCCAAAACCACAAGACAAAGUCAAUUCUGGAGAAGAAGUGCAAUGGAGACUCAAUGUGCUACUUCACUGUCGACAAGAAGACGUUCACCGAGGAUCCGUGUCCAAAUACACCAAAAUAUCUGGAAGUGAAAUACAAUUGUGUUGUUCCUGCUACCACGACGACUACAACCACAACUACAUCAACUACUACAACCGAUAGCAGUUUGAUUGUGGACGAAGAAGAGGAGGCUCAAAAGGAUGCCCUCAAUUCGGACGUUAUAAAACCAGUGAAAAAGAAGGAAGAUGUGUUUUGUUCGGCAACCAAUCGACGAGGAGUUAACUGGCAGAAUACAAAAUCUGGUACAACAUCAAGUGCACCAUGUCCUGAAGGAUCUAGUGGAAAACAGCUUUGGGCCUGUACGGAAGAAGGGCAAUGGCUCACAGAAUUUCCAAAUAGUGCUGGAUGUGAGAGCAACUGGAUUUCCUCAAGAAAUAGUGUUUUGAGUGGUGUUAUUUCGAGUGAGGAUGUCUCUGGAUUACCGGAAUUUCUUCGAAAUCUUGGAUCUGAAACACGGCGGCCGAUGGUUGGAGGUGAUCUUCCGAAAGUUCUACAUCUUCUCGAAAAAACUGUAAAUGUGAUUGCUGAAGAAAGUUGGGCUUAUCAACAUUUACCACUCUCUAACAAAGGAGCUGUCGAAGUAAUGAACUACAUGCUCCGAAAUCAAGAAAUUUGGGGAAGUUGGGAUGUAACAAAGCGAAAAGAAUUUGCAUCUCGAUUCAUUUUGGCUGCUGAGAAAGCAAUGGUUGCAUCUGCGAAAGGAAUGAUGACAUCGGCAGAAUCGAAUGUGAUUGUGCAACCAGCGAUCACUGUUGAAAUUUCACACAAAAUAAAGAUGUCGUCACAGCCAACAGACUACAUUUUAUUCCCGUCAGCCGCUUUAUGGAAUGGGCAGAAUGUUGAUAAUGUAAAUAUUCCACGAGAUGCUAUAUUGAAGAUCAACAAAGACGAGACUCAAGUAUUUUUCUCUUCUUUUGAUAAUCUCGGAGCACAAAUGACACCUUCUGAUGUUACUGUAGCUAUCGCUGGAACUGAUCAAACUGAAGUUAGAAAACGGCGCGUCGUCUCAAGAAUUGUUGGAGCAUCUUUGAUUGAAAAUGGAAAAGAGAGACGAGUUGAGAAUCUGACACAACCAGUUCGGAUUACAUUCUAUCACAAAGAAUCGUCAGUCCGUCAUUUGAGCAAUCCGACGUGUGUCUGGUGGAAUCAUCAUGAACUGAAAUGGAAACCUUCUGGAUGUAAACUCAGUUAUCAUAAUAAGACAAUGACGUCAUGUGACUGUACUCAUCUCACACAUUUUGCUGUUUUGAUGGAUGUACGAGGACACGAUCUGAAUGAAAUCGACCAAACGCUUCUCACUUUGCUGACUUAUGUUGGAUGCAUUAUCUCGAUUAUUUGUCUUCUACUCACUUUCUUCGCCUACUUGAUUUUCAGCAGAAAUGGAGGUGACCGAGUAUUCAUCCACGAGAAUCUUUGCCUCUCACUGGCCAUCGCCGAAAUCACAUUCUUGGCUGGAAUCACACGAACAGAAGAUUCACUACAAUGUGGAAUUAUCGCCGUCGCAUUGAUGUACAUGUUCUUAUCAGCACUUACAUGGAUGCUUUUGGAAGGAUAUCACAUUCAUAGAAUGCUCACUGAAGUUUUCCCAUCAGAUCCUCGCCGUUUCACAUACCUACUCGUCGGCUACAUUCCACCAGCAAUCAUCACACUUGUGGCCUACUUGUACAAUUCUGAUGGAUUUGGAACUCCCGAUCAUUGCUGGCUUAGUACUCAAAACAACUUCAUUUGGUUCUUUGCGGGUCCGGCUUGCUUCAUCUUCUGUGCCAACAGUCUUGUGCUCGUUAAGACUUUGUGCACAGUUUAUCAGCACACAAGUGGAGGAUAUCUUCCAUGUCGUCACGAUGUUGAUUCUGGAAGAUCGAUUCGUAACUGGGUCAAAGGAUCAUUGGCGUUGGCGAGUUUGCUAGGAGUGACAUGGAUAUUUGGACUUUUCUGGGUUGAAGACUCACGAUCCAUCGUAAUGGCAUAUGUAUUUACGAUUUCAAAUUCUCUUCAAGGACUCUUCAUUUUCCUAUUCCACGUCGUCUUUGCUGAAAAAAUGCGUAAAGAUGUUGGACAUUGGAUGUAUCGACGUGGAUGUGGAGGAUCAAGUAAUUCAUCACCAAAUCACAAGAGACAUAAUGUUCAACGAGAUUUAAUGUCACCUGGAGUAAAUAGUUCAACUGGAAGUGAUUUCCUGUACAACACGAACGACAAGUACCUGACCAACUCGGAUACUACGAAUCGAUUGGUAUAUAAUGGAAUAAUGAAUCAUCCUAAUCAAAUGUCCGUAUAUCAACAACAUCCACAUCAUCAAAUUUAUGAACAACAACCGGGAACGUAUGAUUAUGCAACCAUCGCAUAUGGAGAUAUGAUGCCUGGACAUCGUGUUGCUGCUCCACCGGCUUAUCAACGACUUGCCGUUGCCGAAGGUCGGUACGGUAGCCAACAUCAACUCUACCAAGGAUGGCAUCAUCGUCCUCCUCCAGAGUUCUCACCCCCACCACCCCCACUGUCAACUGGACCACCGAACUCGCGUCACUAUGGGACUGGCUCCAGUGGACGACGGCCGCCGAGCUCAAAGAUGAGUGAUGACUCUGCAUAUUCGGAUGGGUCAUCAUCGAUGUUGACAACUGAAGUGACACCACAAGGACAGACGGUGCUUCGAAUUGAUUUGAACAAGCCGAGCAUGUAUUGUCAAGAUUUAUAGUCUCCAUAUCUUUGAUGCGUGUACAUUCUCCCUUUUUCUCCAUACCGGUCGAUCAUUUUAAUUAGUUUUAUGUAGGUGUCUUUUAAUUCUUAAAGAAACUUCUUUUUUCUCUCUCAUCCUCCAAUGUUCGGGUAUUCCCCGUUGUGACAUUUCUCUUUCUCUUUAAUUCUUUGAUCAUUUUUGAGCCAUGUCAGAAAUUACCUCGACCCCAUAAGCUUUAAGCACGCUUUCAGAGAAUUAAUGUAAUACUGGUUUAAUAUGAAUUGUAAUAAUUUGUUUUAUGAGUUUACUCCAUCACACAUGUUUCUAAAUUUUAAAUGAGAUAUUUAAAAGUAUAGAUUCCACAUUCUCAUUCUCGAAAUCACGUCCCCCGUUGUGCUCAUUCCCGCCGGUAGUUAUUGAAUUUUGUUGUAGAGAUUACUGUAUUUUACUUUUCUUGUUAUUUUACCUCCGUAACAUGCAUUUUAUCAUCAAUAAUUUAAUUUUUGUCAUAUGCAUUUGCCGAUUAAUGUCGUAAUAAAUUGAAUCAAUUAAA
Messenger RNA from Caenorhabditis elegans, 3618 nucleotides. RefSeq names its product Latrophilin-like protein 1 (gene lat-1). Gene Ontology annotation, molecular function: carbohydrate binding; G protein-coupled receptor activity; transmembrane signaling receptor activity. Gene Ontology annotation, cellular component: membrane; plasma membrane. The coding region runs from base 39 to 3083 and encodes 1014 amino acids. The transcript is spliced from 8 exons. NCBI's taxonomy places the organism in Eukaryota, Metazoa, Nematoda, Chromadorea, Rhabditida, Rhabditidae. The record is from RefSeq and is marked reviewed. Gene Ontology annotation, biological process: G protein-coupled receptor signaling pathway; self proteolysis; cell surface receptor signaling pathway.